AUGGACAUGUUCAGAGAGAUGUUCAGCGAAUUUCGAUGCCAGGAGAAGCUGCCAGCACCCAGCAAGGUCGGACGACUGGGGACGACGGGGUUGGACCGCACUGCACCGGACGACUGGGCAGGUCCGCAACUGGGAGGUUGGUGGAUGAAUAGGCCGGCCUCGGUCCCAAAGGCGCCAGGCUGGAGAGACAUGGAACGCACAGACUGGACAGCCUUCUCAUUUUGCCAUCAUUCCGACACCUGUUGUGUUGGGGUGGAGCCGAUCAAGGUGGUGGAGGAUUUGCAGAAGCUGAACUGUGGCUGGUCGUCUCGCGCCGUGGACGCGCGCGGCCGGUCAACCGCGACCGGGCACGUCCAGGUACACAUUGCAGAGGCGACUGUGCCAUUGAGUUUGUACAUGAUCCCGCCCUUCAUGGGGCCAGAUGCCACCUACCAAGCCAAAUGCCGGUCCAAAUGCUCCCGCUCGCGGGUGGUGACCAAAGCAGGCGGCGGCGGGAGAUGUCCGGUAUUCUCAUCGAAUCUCGAGGUUUGUGCCCGUGCCGCCCUCCAACCUCAGGAGUUCUGGGCCAAGUACGACGGGUACGGCUGCAUGGCCUUCGAGGUUGGCGAGACGGGUUUCUCGGUACUGCACAAGGCCGCGGCCUUCGGUUGGCCACAACAGGCGCGGUUCUUGCUGGCCAAGAACCCAGAGAUGGUGGAGUCCAGGACCUCCGCUGGCCGCAGCGCGCGCGAGAUCGCCGAGAGUGCUGUGGCGUGGUGUUUGGCCAAGGGACGGAAAGAGGAGGAGCAGCAGCACCGCGAGGUGGCAGAGCUUUGCCACUCAGCGGAGCGCGGAGAAACCAUCGCCUUUAAGCUCGGCCCCACCUGA
This is a messenger RNA of Durusdinium trenchii, 867 nucleotides long. The record is from the annotation of a GenBank genome assembly. NCBI's taxonomy places the organism in Eukaryota, Dinophyceae, Suessiales, Symbiodiniaceae.